Messenger RNA from Mesoplodon densirostris (Blainville's beaked whale), 1600 nucleotides. RefSeq names its product rhomboid like 1 (gene RHBDL1). Gene Ontology annotation, molecular function: serine-type endopeptidase activity. The record is from RefSeq and is a predicted model, not a curated record. The transcript has 8 exons. The coding region runs from base 96 to 1217 and encodes 373 amino acids. Gene Ontology annotation, cellular component: membrane. NCBI's taxonomy places the organism in Eukaryota, Metazoa, Chordata, Mammalia, Artiodactyla, Ziphiidae.
CCGGGGCGGAGCGGAGUAGUCCGCAGAGAAGCCCCUCCCGGCCGCGGCCGCCGACCCCGGCCCCCGGCCCCAGGCCCCCGGCCCGGCCUGGCUCUAUGGACAGGAGCUCGCUGCUGCAGCUUAUCCAGGAGCAGCAGCUGGACCCUGAGAACACCGGCUUCAUCGGCGCGGACACCUUCGCUGGCCUGGUGCACCGCCAUGAGCUGCCCCUGGACCCGGCCAAACUGGACAUGCUGGUGGCCCUGGCCCAGAGCAACGAGCGGGGCCAGGUCUGCUACCAGGAGCUGGUGGACCUGAUCAGCAGCAAGCGCUCAAGCAGCUUCAAGCGGGCUAUCGCCAAUGGACAACGGGCACUGCCCCAGGACGGGCUGCUGGACGAGCCAGGCCUGGGUGUCUACAAGCGGUUCGUGCGCUACGUGGCCUACGAGAUCCUGCCCCGAGAGGUGGACCGCCACUGGUACUUCUACCGGCACCGCAGCUGCCCACCCCCCGUGUUUAUGGCUUCGGUCACCCUCGCCCAGAUCAUCGUGUUCCUGUGCUACGGGGCCCGUCUCAACAAGUGGGUGCUGCAGACCUACCACCCUGAGUACAUGAAAAGCCCCCUCGUAUACCACCCCGGCCACCGUGCUCGGGCCUGGCGCUUUCUCACCUACAUGUUCAUGCACGUCGGGCUGGAGCAGCUGGGGUUCAACGCACUCCUGCAGCUGAUGAUCGGGGUGCCCCUGGAGAUGGUGCAUGGCCUGCUCCGCAUCAGCCUGCUCUACCUGGCUGGUGUGCUGGCAGGCUCCCUGACCGUCUCCAUUACUGACAUGCGGGCCCCUGUGGUGGGGGGCUCCGGCGGGGUCUACGCCCUGUGCUCUGCACACCUGGCCAAUGUCGUCAUGAACUGGGCUGGGAUGAGAUGUCCCUACAAGCUGCUGAGGAUGGUGCUGGCCCUGGUGUGCAUGAGCUCCGAGGUGGGCCGGGCCGUGUGGCUGCGCUUCUCCCCGCCACUGCCUGCCUCGGGCCCACAGCCCAGCUUCAUGGCACACCUGGCGGGCGCGGUGGUGGGUGUCAGCAUGGGCCUGACCAUCCUGCGCAGCUAUGAGGAGCGCCUGCGAGACCAGUGUGGCUGGUGGGUGGUGCUGCUUGCCUAUGGCACCUUCCUGCUCUUCGCCAUCUUCUGGAACAUCUUUGCCUACGACCUGCUGGGUGCCCACAUUCCCCCGCCACCCUGACAAGGGUUCCCAGGGCCACACCAGCCAGGGCGCAGCAUCCGUGGGCCAGCCACUAGGGAGGCCUGCAUGUUCGUCCUCUGUGAAUGUAUGUCUUGAGGCUGCUUCUUCCUGGUGGGGGCAGGUGGCCCCUGUGGCCCACUGACUCCAGGCCAAGCCUUACACCAGCCCUGGCCGCCCCCUCCCAGGCCUGGAGGGAUAGGACUGCUGGACUGGGCUGAGUGGUGGAGGUCCCCAAGGGUGGCCCCAGAGGAGACCCUGCCCUGGCCUCUCCCAUGAGACUUGCAGUCUGAGCCUUUUUGGAGAAUGAAUAAAUAUUUUACACAGCACCAGGUAGCUGUACUGGGCACUGCGGGCUGGGCUGUUCUCCCCCCAACUCACUGAUC